Molecule: messenger RNA, 1754 nt
Organism: Oncorhynchus masou masou (cherry salmon)
Lineage: Eukaryota; Metazoa; Chordata; Actinopteri; Salmoniformes; Salmonidae
Product: cAMP and cAMP-inhibited cGMP 3',5'-cyclic phosphodiesterase 10A-like
Exons: 16
Coding region: 339-1754 (471 amino acids)
Biological process (GO): negative regulation of receptor guanylyl cyclase signaling pathway; signal transduction
Molecular function (GO): protein binding; 3',5'-cGMP-stimulated cyclic-nucleotide phosphodiesterase activity
Source: RefSeq, a predicted model, not a curated record
UGCACUUUCACUGUUUCAGUGCUGCCAGGCGAGGAGAGGAGGCUUUCCAACCCACGUUUAUCUACUCCUUGGAAGGCGAGUGAGGGGGAGACCCUUCACCACUACUGCUCUCGUCUAUACGUUUACGUUACCGUGCUGGUAACGGACCACGUACUGCUCACGACCACGGCAUUCCCGGCUCGGUUGGUCACGGACUAUUAGGACCUAGGACAUUUAAUCUCAUUCAGGACCAACCGCCCCAGUUCUAGCAGCGAGCAGCGGGAGUUUGAGCAGAGACGCACCGUAGCCUGGUUGAUAUCGGUAGCGUGUCCCUUCUCGCGCUCUGCUCGCUCACAGACAUGGAAGAUGGUCCGUCUUCGACAAGCUGUUUUAGAAGGAUCACGGACUGUUUUCUGGGCUCAAGUCUGACGGAUGACCAAGUGAAGGAUUAUUUAACCCUUCAUCCUCAGAUGCUGGAUGAGUUUGUAUCGGAGAGCGUGAGUUCAGAGACGCUGGACAGAUGGCACAAGAGGAAGAGCAGCGACACGUCAUCAUCAUCAUCAGCUAAAGAAGGCAGCAGGUACCAGGACAGUAACAUGCAGAAGUUGGUGCAUGACCUCACCAGUUGUCUGGAACAGCGUCUGGACACUAAGCUGCUUCUCUAUGACCUGUGUACCAUCAUCAAAACAGCCACGAAAGCAGAUGGAUUUGCCCUUUAUUUCAUGGGAGAAUGUAACAAUAGUGUGUGUUUGUUUAAACCAACGGUGACUGAGGACGGUCCUCCCACCCUCAUCCCCGCCGGCCCGUUUGGGACCACCAUCGCCACACACGUGGCCACAACACGCCAAACGCUGCUAGUAGAGGACAUCACAGGGCGGACAUCACAGGGACCAGCUUUCCCAGAAGGCACAGGUCAGGACUCAGGGAUUCAUGUUCACUCUGUCCUGUGCCUCCCCAUCCUCACGGCCAUCGGUGACCUCAUCUCUAUCCUCUCUCUCUAUCGGCACUGGGGCAACGAGCCCUUCAAUACCAGCAACCAGGAGGUUGCGACGGCAAGUUUAGCAUGGGCAUCUGUAGCUAUUCACCAAGUACAGGUGUGCAGAGGCCUAGCCAAACAGACUGAGCUCAAUGACUUUCUACUAGAAGUGUCAAAAACGUACUUUGACAACAUUGUGGCAAUAGAUUCUCUACUUGAACAUAUAAUGAUAUAUGCAAAAAACCUGGUGAAUGCGGACAGAUGUGCACUGUUCCAGGUGGACCACAAUAACAAUGAACUGUACUCAGACCUGUUUGACAUCGGGGAGGAGAACGAGGGCAAACCUGUCUUCAGGAAAACCAAAGAGAUUAGGUUUUCUAUAGAGAAAGGUAUAGCGGGCCAAGUGGCACGGACGGGGGAGGUCCUUAACAUCCCAGACGCCUAUGCAGACCCACGCUUUAAUAGAGAGGUGGACCUCUAUACGGGAUACACCACGCGGAACAUCCUAUGCAUGCCCAUCGUUUCCAGGGGGACCGUAAUAGGGGUCGUACAGAUGGUUAACAAGCUGAAUGGAAGUGCCUUCACCAAAACAGACGAGAACAACUUCAAGAUGUUCGCCGUCUUCUGUGCUCUAGCCUUACACUGUGCCAACAUGUACCACCGGAUCAGGCACUCUGAGUGUAUCUACAGGGUAACCAUGGAGAAGUUGUCCUACCACAGUAUCUGUACUUCAGAGGAGUGGAAGACCCUCACACAGCUGGACCUUCCCACACCCCUAUACAAAGAGAUAGAACUGUGA